AAGGAAAGGGGGUCGUGGCUUAACAUUAUAAAGGAAAAAAUAAGACAGCAUUGCCGUCUUGCUUGGUGUUGAAUACGCGUCUUGACAGGCUUUUGUAAAACUAAAAGACCGGGAAAGAUCUCGCAGAAGAGCGCUGUUUGGUAUUUCAUCAAAUCCCCUGCAUGUCCAUUGACCAAAAAUCAUAUUUCUCCACUUGAAAAUGAAACUUUUGCCCAUUUGCACUUGGCUUCUAUGCCUUUUGGUUUUCAUCGUGUGCUUGGGAUCUGAGUGUGGGAUUCUACGGCGAAAUGCGAGGUCUAAAAGAGACUUGGUGCGCAUCAGGGAAGCCAGAAGUACCUUCCCAGGAGCCUGUGCCACACGCUUGCCUCGGGGCAAACGCUCACUUCCCGGGAUAGAUCGGCGCUCCCCUCGCCUGUCACAGGCGGGGGAAAGCACACCGGCUCGGCGGAGGGCUGUUUACUUUACCGGCAGAGGAGACCAACUACGCCUGAAACCCAACGCAGAGGUGCCAAGAAGUAAUUUCACCCUGGAAAUGUGGAUAAAACCGGAGGGUGGCCAACGCUCUCCAGCUGUUAUCGGAGGACUCUACGAUAAAUGCUUCUACGCAUCCAGUGAUAGAGGAUGGCUGGUCGGCAUCAAAGCAGUCAGCGACCAAGUCAAUCGUGACCCUCGCUUCUUCUUCUCCCUCAAGACCGACCGAGCCCACAAACUUACCACCAUCACCUCCAACGCACCCUACGUUCCCAACCAAUGGUCACACCUGGCUGUCACCUACAAUGGCCUCUUCAUGAAGCUGUACGUUAAUGGGGCGCAGGUCGCCGUAAGCCGAGACCAGUCUGGUGAGAUUUUCAGCCCGUUAACGAAGAAGUGCAAGGUGCUAAUGAUCGGGGGCAACGCUUUAAACCACAACUACAGGGGAACAAUGGAACACUUGAGCCUGUGGCACAGGGCUCUAACCCAGCGUGAGAUCAUCAGAUACAUGGGUCGAGGUUACGGUGACUCCGACGUUGACAUCUCACAGCAGGUAAUCCGCGAGAACUUCGAGAAUAUGUCAAGAAGGUGGCUCACGGUAAAAGACGGCAGCUUCCCCAGGUCGGAGCAUUCGGACAGGCCCCGGGCGGGUGAUCUCGGCGGUUCUCUCGACACUGGACUGAAACCUCCGCCUUGUGGGCAGACGGUGUGCGACAACGUGGAGGUGGUGACGAACUACUAUCAGCUCUGGAGCUUCCGUAAACCCAAGACGGUGCGUUAUCGAGUGAUAAACGUUUACGACGAUGACGGACUGUGGCCGACGGUCACCGACCACCAGAUCAACCUUCAGCAUCAGCAUCUGAACAACGCUUUCCGAGUCUACAACAUCACAUGGGAGCGCACCAUCCACAACGUAUACAACUCGUCCUUGCGUAACCGUCUGGUACUGGCCAACUGUGACAUCAACAAGGUGGGCGACGAAGAAUGCGAUCUGGAAUGUAACCACACCCUCACAGGCUUCGAUGCGGGAUACUGUAGGAGGCAGACGGCACGCUGUCCUGAAUACAAACAGGGGAACGGUGUUUGCGACCCAGAGUGUAACUGGGACAAUUACUAUUACGAUCACGGAGAGUGCUGCAACCCCAACAUCACCGAUGUGACAAAGACCUGCUUUAAUCCUGCAUCACCCCUCAGGGCUUACAUGAAUGUGAAGGAGUUGAAAGAAGUUUUGAAUUUGGAUGGAUCCACACACUUGAAUGUCUUCUUUGCUAACUCAUCUGAUGAAGACCUGGCUGGUGUGGCAACUUGGCCCUGGGAUAAAGAAGCUUUAACACAUUUAGGUGGGAUCGUGCUAAACCCUUUAUUUUAUGGCACAUUCGGCCACACUCACACCAUGAUCCACGAAAUCGGCCACAGCCUCGGACUGUACCACGUCUUCAGAGGAAUCUCAGAGGUGGAGUCCUGCAACGACGCCUGUUUGGAGACCGAACCUUCCCUUGAAACGGGAGAUCUGUGUGCCGAUACCAACCCCACACCUAAGUACAAGUACUGCAGAGACCCAGAGCCGUGCAACGACACCUGCGGGAGACGUCACUUUAAAAAUACUCCCUUCAACAACUACAUGAGCUACGCCGAUGACGGCUGCACAGACUCUUUCACCAUGAAUCAGGUUGCGAGGAUGCACUGCUACCUGGAUCUCGUCUACCAGUCUUGGAGACCUGUCAGUAAACCAGCUCCUGUUCCUCUACCUCCUCGAGUAACAGCGCAGGACCAGGACUCGCUUACGCUGGAGUGGUUCCCAGCACUCACUGGACAUUACUUCGACAGAGAAGUGGGAUCAGUUUGUGACAGAUGUACGGAGAUUGGCGUCCUCCUGCAGUAUGCCUCCAACUCCUCCUCGCCCAGACCCUGUGCCCCGUCCGGCUACUGGAGCCCUCGUGAGGCAGAAGGUCCACCCGAUGUGGAGCAGGCCUGUGAACCGAGCGUUCGCACAUGGAGUCCCAAUGCUGGACUAGACUCGAGCAGCGUUGGCUCAGCGUCUUGCCCACCCCAGGGCUGCAUGCUCCAGCUAGAGUUUGCAUAUCCACUGGUACCCGACUCCCUCACCGUAUGGGUCACCUUCUUUUCUUCAGAGGACACUGGGCUGCCGGCAAUCCACGACGUCCUUCUUCUGACGAUCAGCGGUAACAACAUUUCACUGGGUCCACAGUACGUGUUCUGCGACACUCCAUUAACGCUCAAGCUAGACGUCAAUGAAGAAGUGUACGGGGUGCAGUUCUUCACCAUGGAGCAGCAUCUGGAAAUUGAUGCCACAUUGCUGGCUUCAAAGCCGGACAGUCCUCUGUGCCAGGCGUGUCAUCCUCUACACUAUCGUCUGAUUCGCCAGCCAUCAUUCACGCACUCGCCGCAUGGCCUGAUCCUUGAAGAACCAACUUUGAGAUAUGUGGACAGGGACCUAAAUCCAGACGAGACGUACACCUACCACGUUGUGAUGGUGUCUAGACAAGCAGAGAGCGAACCAUCCCCUCCUCUCUCUCACCAGCUGGGUUCACCUUAUUGUGGAGACGGACUUAUACAGAAGUAUCUUGGAGAACAAUGUGACGACAUGAACUUCGUCAAUGGAGAUGGCUGCUCAAACCAGUGCAAGAAAGAGCCGUCGUUCAACUGUGUCGAUGAACCCAGCUUAUGUUACUUUUAUGACGGUGAUGGCGUGUGCGAGGACUUUGAGAGGGAAACAAGCGUAAGGGACUGUGGUCUCUACACACCAAGCGGCUUUCUGGAUCAGUGGGCCACGAGGGUGGAGGUGUCCAAUGAGGAGAAGCUCCACUGUCCUGCAGAAGUGGCCGUUGGAUAUCCUGCAGUGACAAAGAGCUGUCAGUCGAAGGUGUUUGACCUGUCGCAUGGCGUGUCUCAGUACGCUUGGUUUCCAUGUGAGGAGUCUCAACAUCACAGAUGGUCUUCACAAUAUUGGCUAAAGGCCAUUUACGACCAUCCUAUGGUCGCAGCUGCUGUCAUCAUACACCUGGCUGCUGAUGGGACAGCCGACAUUGACCAGAGACAGCACAACAUCACCAUUCAGCUGGUGGACACAAAGGAUCAAACUCAUCCUCUUGGGGACUGGCGACUGAGUUGCCGUAACAAUCCACUAGUGAUUCCUGUGAGUCACGACCUGAGCAUGGCCUUCUACCGCACGAAGGAAAUUAUAGUGAGCUUCGGCUCUUCUCUGGUGGCCAUCUCAGGUGUGGGAUUGCGCUCCUUCCAGUAUUUUGACCCCAUCACUAUCAGCGGCUGUCAGAGCAAUGAAAUCUACAACCCCAUGGGCCAAAGUUGCGUUCAUUAUUCUUGUGAUACCAUCGAAUGUAAGGAGCCAAAUGUCACGAACGCCGACAGGAACUGCAGCAGUCUUAAAUACUUCAAUGGAGUCCACUGCAACAUCACCUGUAACAGAGGAUACACGCUGAAAAUCCACAGAGAUGAUGACAUCAUCAAAACACAGUCUAAAUCCACGGUGACCCUCACCUGUGCAGAUGGAAAAUGGAACAAGCAGGUGACCUGUGAACCCGUGGACUGCGGGCGGCCCGACAAGUACCACGUGCACCCGGCCGUCUUUGAGUUCACAGAGGGUACCACCUACGGCAAAAAGUGCACUUUUCAGUGUCGGGAGCCGGCUCAGCUUAUGGGCAGUAAUAACGUACUGAUGUGCAUGGAAGAUGGAAUGUGGUCCUUCCCCGAGGCUCUAUGUGAGCUCCGCUGUCCAGCCCCACCUCCGGUACCCAAUGCUGUCCUUCAGACCAAGCGCUGCAAUGCCACAGACCUCAAAGUUGGUUCCUUCUGCAAGUACAAGUGCAAGCCUGGUUACCAUGUUCCCCAUGUAGAAAAGCCCAAGAGGGCGGUUCCUAUCACAUAUCAUCGACGUGCGUUUAAGAGACAGUGUACUGAAGAUGGAACCUGGCAGCCCGGCGAGUGCGUUGCCGUCACGUGCGAGCCGCCUCCCGCCAUCUUCCAUGGCACCUACAAGUGCACCAAUGGCUUUCAGUUCAACAGCGACUGCUGGAUCGACUGCGACCGGUCCAACCACACGGUGAGACAGCACAGCCGCUGCAAGCAGGCCCCCCCAACCAAUGCGAUCCGAUGUCGAAAGGACGGGAACUGGACCGGCUCCUUGCGACUCUGCCCCAACCUGACAGGACGGUGUUCUCUCCCACAAAACCUGAGCCCGGCCAUCCACCUCAGCUGCAAGACUGGACACGGCAUAGGAGAAGAGUGUGAGGUGUCGUGCAGAGAUGCCAGCAGCAGUGUGGUCCUCCUGCCCAGUAAUGUGCCCGUCGCUGACGUGAUGAAAGACCACUGGUGGAACCCACCCAAAGUUCAGAAUAUCAUAUGCACCAUGGGACUAAAAUGGUACCCUAACCCCGAGUCUCUUCAUUGCAUCAAGGGAUGCGAGCCUUUCAUGGGUGAUAAUUACUGCGAUGCCAUAAACAACCGAGCGUUCUGCAACUAUGAUGGUGGAGACUGCUGUCACUCUACUGUUAAAACUAAAAAGGUGAUUCCGUUCCCGACGUCAUGUGAUAUUCGAGAAGACUGUUCAUGCCGAGACCCCGAUGCCCAGGAAAACAACAAAGGAUUUCGUCAACGGUUCAUCGGCUGAGCUUCGAACCUCCGGUGGCUCCCAGGGGUCCCGAUGGGAAAUCAUUUCUCCACAUGCUGCUUAUCAGAGGGUCUCUCCACUCACAUCACACUCCGACAUACCAGCCCACAUGCCCUUGUUUCCUCAUCCAACAGCAACAGCCUAUGAGGGUAUGACACUUAAACGACCAAACGCAUCAACAAUAGAUUUCAAGUACUGUAGGGUGAAAAUGUGGAAGAUUUACGAAUGCAUCAUGGCAAUACAACCGUAGAUGUCGCCAAACGGAGGCUUAAACAAGCCUGUGCUGACAGUUUCGUUGUUUUAUGUUUGCUUUAAUUGAUCAUUAUUUGUAAACUGAAACCAUGGCGAUGUUGUUUUUACAUACUGUACAGCUCGAGGAAAAAAGGAGGGAAAGGGAAAAAAACGUAUUCGUUGAUGUUUGACUGUAGUAAGAGAUUAAACAACAGUGUCGAACGAAACCAUCAAACAAAAACCAGAUGAAUAAGACGACCCUUGAUAUUUUUCAUGAUCCCUCUGAUACUAUAUAGUCGACAGCUAAGCCAUUCAAAGUGUCCGUUCUUAUCAAGAGUUCUCCGUUCUUGUUUCUUUAAUGUGGAAAUACACAACUAGACCUAAACAAUGGAUAUGUAAGCCAAAUUUGUGUCACUGAAAUGAGAUGGGCUGCACACAAAUAGCUCAUACUCUUGAAUGUUUGUGUACUUAACCCAAAUCUGGCUGGUGACCUCAGAGCCUAAGGGGAUGAUGGGAAGGUUUUGCAGGGCUAGAUGUAUGAGUGCAGCAGCUGUGGCCAUAAAUCGCAUUCAUAAAUUCAUAUAUCGGAGAGAAAUAAAGCCAAAAAUCAUCGGAGGAGUUGUUGAUCCAGUGAGUUACAACCACAGUUGCUGUUAGUUUUGCUGUUUUGGCCUUGCAGUAUGACAACACAGUUUUAUACUCAAGAUUAAAUUCGAUAAGUUAGUUAAGCUUUUUUAUUUUCUAAAGGAGCCCAAGCAUAAAGCUUUGCAUGUUGUUGUGUCCCAAUCUGCAUACUACCCGUCCUAAAUAGUGUUCAAAAUUAGAACGAAAUCGUACUGGGUGAUUCUCACGAAAACUUGGUUUUAAAAAUGUCAAGCAUGAAAAUGUAAAAAUUGCUUAAAUUUACUUUUUUUCCCACCAGACAUUGAAAAACAAAGUCUGGAGUAAAUGGGAACAUUCAUUUAAAAACUUUUACUUAUCAUUUAACACUUUUUGUAACAUAAUUUAAAAAAUUAGUCCUAAAAAAUCUCAUUACCGCAACAGUCAGAAAACAUCAACACUGACAUAUUUUCAAAAUGACAUGACAAACCUGAAAGAACAUAAUUUGGAGAUUCUGCACAUGCAUUUAAAAUCAAAGUAUUAUGCUUCUAUUAAUUAAAUUAACAUUUAAUAAGCAUCUGUUGCGGUAAUGAUAAUCAAAAUGUCGUGUAAGCAUUCUGACAAGACAAUAUUUCAAAUUAACUGUAAAAAAAAUUAUCUUACCUGGUAGCCAUCUUGAAGUAACUGGUCCAUGUGCUUGGUCACUCAAAAUCAAACUUUAUUAAAAUUCUGUAUGUGUGCUUAAACUGUUCUCAAAAAGUGUUGUGGAGGAUGAGAACAUCAGGCAUGGACACAUAAUUUUCCUAAUUUUUCUUCAUUAUUAUUAUACAUGAAUAUUCAGUAAAUAUUUUUUCUGUCAUCUAAAGUAGUCUAGCAAAACAUCCAUUUAUUUUUUUUCUUAAUAUUUUUGUGUUAAUUUGAUUAAAUUACAACAUAACGCAUGUUCAAACACAGCCGGACACAUUGCGGUAAUGAGAAUUUCAGCAGAAAAUGGGAUAAAAUUUCCAAUUAUAAAUUCUUAUGUUGAAAUCACACAUUGUGCAAGGUAGAACACAGUAUUGUGUUAAUUCUGAUGCUUUUUAAUGUUACUAUAUUACACAUUUUAAAGCUAAAAUCAUUAGUGCCGUGGUGUUUCAAUGGUUUCGUGAGAAUCACCCUACUAUGUUAAAAAGUGUAACCAUAAAGUACCCAGAUGAUCUAUUUUCAGGUAAAAUUUUAAUCAAUGCAUACUUUCAAUCAAUGAGUGUGUUUACAUGCACAAAAUAAUCGGAUAACUAUAAAAAAAUUAGCUUAUUACAGAAACCUGUUUUCAUGGGUUUACAUGCAAAUAGGCAUGGGCCGGUAAAAGAUGCUGGCGGUAUGAUAACCUUUAGCAAAAAUACCACGGUUUCACGGUGUUGCGGUAUUGCCAUUGCAACACUAAAAUGUGUUCUUUUCAAAUGCCACCUUACCUAUAUUACCUUGGAGAUGGUAUCACAGAACAUUUAAGUGGUUUUGAAACCUUGACUGUUUAAAACCUAGGUAUACCUUGAAACCGGUAACCGGCCCAUGCCUUGCAAAUCAAUAAACCGGAUAUGCAGAAAAUUGCUUUACAUCGGAUUUGGUACUGGAUAGUGUAAGUAGGCAAACUUGGACGCAGCAUACAAGUGCAAUUCUGUAAUUGCUCAAAUCACACCUAAGUAUAGGUCAAUUUUUACGCAUUCGCUAGUGUCCGUGUACAAUGCGCGUGAUGCAAAUUUUGUAAUUAAAAUAGUACGCAUGCACGGGCAGAUUUUUGUAACCGUGUGUGCUUUCUAUACGUAGGUCGCACAUGCGUGUACAGGAGAAUAUGGAUGUAGCCCAGGAGCUGCAUUGCAUUUUGUUGUACUGUGUCAAAUAAAAAGUCAAAUAAACUAUGCUUUGCAAGGCAGUGCAUUCGACAGUAAACAUAUGUUCGCGUUAGGGAUGCACCUAAAGAAAAAUUCUUGGCCGAAGCCGAAUAAAAUGAAAAACUUGGCAGAAUACCGAACAAUUGUAUUUUUUUUUCAUUUUCCUAAUAAUUUUGCCAAUUUUCUCAUCAUUGAAGUUACAUUUUCAGAAUGUCCUUUUUACUAUAUUUAUUUCACAAUAUUUAACAAUUACCUUUUUUUAACAUUUCAACCGUCGUACAGUAAUAGGGCCUUUUUACACCUGGUCACUUCUCUAAUCAGACAUCAGAUCAGGACAUUCGACCACAUAUAUGAGUCUUGGCUAAACGGAAAUUAAUCCGAUCUUCUAUUCCCGCGCAAAAUGCAAAUAACCUAUUCAUUACUAUGCCUUAAAAAACUUGCAACAACUAUAUGCAUACUUAUAUAGCACUGUAUGUAUGUUGAGCAGUGUACGCGUGCCUGUGUGCACAGUCAAGCAUGAGCAAAGGGAGUGAGAGGAGAGAUGGCGGCAAGAUUGACAGGAGAUAACAGAGGAGGAAAAAGUGCUCAACAAAGCGGUCUAACAAAAAGCUUAUUGUAAAUAAACGUUUUAUUUCUCGUUUAUUAUAAGCAUGGUUGUCAUUGUACGACUUUACUGGUUUUAGGAAGUUUUCAUUACAUACUGCUGACGCUCUUCGUUGUUUAUUACAUGAGAUAGAGUUAAAGUCUUGUUCUCCGUGCUUAUGCAUUCAGCAGAUACCCAGGACCGUGUCUUUCUCAUACGCUGCAUGGUGUUCAGGAUUUCUUGAUUUUAAAUUAUAAAUAAAACUUGUAGUGCUGUAUGUUUUCAUGUCUUUCUCAGACACUUUAAAAUGCUUUUGCCAACUUGUUUGCUGCAUUUGCGUGUCUCUCACUCUGUGCUGGUUACUAUCUUAUUGAAUCAUCGAAGACCUCAUUGUUCGGUAAAAUUUAUUUACCCGUUUUACUUGUUCGGCCAUUUCACUUGUUCGGCCGAACACCGAAAAUUAUUUUUUUGCUAUUUUCUGCCGAACAUUCGGUGCAUCCCUAGUUCGCUUACACUCAAAAUAAAAAACUAUACUCUGGGCUUUACUGGAGAAAGAUGUCCUGCUCCAAGCUCCAAGAUAAAUCGUGCCAGCCCAACAAACAAGAAGUUAUUUCUACAGAAUUAAUUUAAUUGGAGUUAAAUAAAGAGGUUACAGUAGGGGGGGCUGUGUGUAUUUAUAUCUGGUGGUAUUGUUAAAAAUGUGUUUUUGUUGAUCAGCAUUUUUAUCAUUGACCACAGUUGCUGCACUUGUCUUUGUACAGUUGUCUUUUGUCAACGAAAUAAAAUAAAAAAUAAAAAGUUUACCGUAAAAAGCUGCUACGGUCAGACAGGUCAUCAAUAUUGUUGAAUUAGAUAGUCAUCACUGAAUAGUACUUUAUACUGUUGUGUUGUUUUCCGUCUUAUUCGGUAAUAGAUUAUGUUUACUACCUUUGGUUAAAACCUUACGAUAAAAACACCAUCAGAGGAUAUCGAAAAGAAAACCGUACAUAGAGAUAGUUUAACCCAAGUAAUUGUGUCGUCCUUUCAUUCAGUCAGAGAUAAUGACAUAUAUAGUUCAAGUAGAUGUCUUUGUUUUUAAUAUUUAACUGUUUGUUAUUAUUGUGCUGCUGUACUACAAUUUUACUUGGGGGGCUGUUUUAGAUUUGUUUUGUUCGAUCGGAUCACAAGUGGGCGACGUUAAAUACUGGCGUAAGUGAGGUGUAAACAUUUGAGCUCAUUCACUUUCUACCACAUUCAGAGGUAGCCGAAAACGCAUUCGCCCUGAUUCCUUUUGUGUCAUAAACGCACAUUUAGUCGAAUGUGUUCGAUCAGAAAAGACAGCUUACUCUCCACCUAUUGAUCUAUUGUUAGAUGUGACUUGUAGCGCAAAACCCACAGUGUUCAGUGUGAUCUUUAAGCUGUCACUAGCUAGGUUUCCAUCACCCUGAUUUUAUGCGCUAUUUGAAGUAUCGCUUAAGAAACGAGUGACGGAAAUGCCAAAUUUAGAAUAAAAAUCCCUUAAUUCACAAUAACUUGCCCAAUCGUAACUAAAUGCAGUCCUGUUUCCAUUUUCUAAGCGUGCCUUGAUUUAUUUACUGUUGGUUACUAGAUUACCAAUACCACCGUCAUUCGCUCAAAUAACUUGUUGGAAACGCAGUUCACAUUUUGCUUCUAAAACUGCGCAGAAAAAGCGACCGUCUGUUAGUUCUUGUCACAUGACCUGGGGUGCGCUUGCGGCAUUCAAAAAAGUUGAAAUGUUUUUAAGUCAAUGACACGACUGGAAAAAUGUGCGCGUUGCGACCGCGUCGCUUCCAUGAGCGCGCAUACCACGCGCUUACAUUUGAAAUAACGCGCAAAACAGCGGCUGCUUUAUGCCUUAUUCAGUUUUGUUUCAUUUUGCGAGCGUGUGAUAGUGGAACGAGUUUAUUUCAUCAAUUGCUCUAAAAUUUCUGAGCCCUUAUGUAUAAAACGUUGUGCAGCUCAUGUUUAAACGACUCGCCCAUAGACCCUCCCCUCAAAGUAACCAGGAUAAAAGCAGUCAAAAGUGGACAAAAGAGACCAGGUGUAAACGGGAAUGCGUCUCUCUCGUCCACUUGUGAUCCGAUCGACCAAAACGCAUCUUAAUACGAGGUAUAAACACGGCCUUGGAGAGAGUGCCUAGAACAAAUCCAGAUACAUGUGCAAUCUUGUGAACCAGUAUGAGGACCGGUUUCAAUUCUCACAAAAAUUACAGUAGCUUUACCUGUACAUCAGUCUACCACCUACAGGCAUAUUGUACGCAAACAGCAAUCUCCUUUCUAUCCUUUUUUCCUGGAAAAGCUCAAUGUCGCUCUAUUCCUCUGAAGCCAUGAAAAACAAGAUCAAAUCAAAUGAAGUUUGGUGAAUAAGUUUUAAGAGAAUACGUUUACCAGUCUACUGUAAACCGAACAGGAUCUUUUUGCUGUACUUUACCUCAUGCCUGUAAUGUUUGCUGCUUUAUUCAGUAUUUUAGUAAUUUAAAUCUCUUAGCAAUAUACGAUGUUGUACAUAAUAGAAUUAUUUAUUAAAAACGUUGUCAUUUUGUUUUUUAUUUAUAUUUACACAGUUCAUCUAAGUUAUUUUUAUAUGUUUCUCCAGUGUUAUUUGGUGCGAGGCUCUCGCCGUUUCUUUUCUGUUUGCAUUCGGAAAGCAAAGGUCUCGUUCUACCACAAGCAAGCGAAAGAAACGACCGUUUUCACGGCCGCUCAAUUUGUACGAGUAAGAAAUCAAAGUGUUCAAUGCACAAGGAAAACGUUAUAGAAAUGUCACCUUUGGCAAGUCGUACAAGCCUUUCUUUGGUGUAUUGACUUCCACCUGUGUUUUAGAUUCCAUAUGUUUGUGUAUUCUGGGGAAAUUGCUCGGAAAGGUUUCGUUUCCAGUCGCUAAGUAGAUACGUUGAGUCGCAGGGCUCUUGUGGUUUCGUGUAAAUAGUAGAAUAGGUGAGAGAAACUGAAAGACUGUUUGUGGUGGCUCGGCUGCUGAUGUUUGGCCACGUACAGUAAAGCCUCAUGUAUAGAUUCCCCUCUAUAAUCGUACCCUAUGUUUAUCCAUUCAGACAGUUGUACCUCAUGUCCUAUUUUGUAUACAUAAGUAAUACCUGAUUGUGAAGUUUUUCAUAUUUCAUACGUCUUGUGUUUGCCUGAAGAUUAGCCAUGCGGUUUUACAUUAUACGUCGCCCCUGAGGUCAUUUUGCAAUUGUUUCAUCUAUCAUUUUAAAGCUUUUGUGAUGCGUUUUGUACAGCGCUCCCAAUGACAUCACGUGACUGCGCAUCCAUACAGUACGACAGCUAAGCAAGCAUGUUAUUAUUAUCAAAUCUGAUACCCUAAAAAUGACAGUUGCAUGAUCAAAACUGUGUUCCCAGAGUUUGAUAUGUAAAAUUUUGUUGGUGUGCUACUUUCGUCAGAGUAGUAUAGCAAAUUAGAUGUAUUUAUCAUAAAGUUUAUUGGAAUGAGAGAUCUAACUUCUCCAAAAUAUGUUGUCCGAAUAUAAUUUUUGCUUAUUUUAUUUUGUUUCUUUUCAAACCUUUAUAUCUAAAUAAAUAUGUUACAUAUUAUUUGUUAUUAUGUAUUUUUUUCACAAGAGUGUAUUUCUUUUUAAUGAUCUGUUCUGUAUUAUAUAUGUCUCCAAAUUUGCAAAAUCUUCUGCGACUGCACUGACAUUAAAAUCAAGACCGGACAUUACUGCAAACUUUCUUGGUAUUUCGGGAAAAACGGCCCAGCACGGGGUUCGAUUUUAACACUGACGGUUUCCAUACGCACUGGUUCAAAUCAAUAUAUCCACUUCUCUCAGUAUACACACUUAAUGCACUGUUUCGGGCACUUACCACAGUCCUGUUUUUA
Molecule: messenger RNA, 12238 nt
Organism: Misgurnus anguillicaudatus (oriental weatherfish)
Lineage: Eukaryota; Metazoa; Chordata; Actinopteri; Cypriniformes; Cobitidae
Gene: pappab
Product: pregnancy-associated plasma protein A, pappalysin 1b
Biological process (GO): proteolysis; cell surface receptor signaling pathway
Molecular function (GO): metalloendopeptidase activity; protein binding
Source: RefSeq, a predicted model, not a curated record